CGCGACUCGCGCGAUUCUAUACGCAUAACUCGCGUCUGCAGCUGUGUGUGCAUGUCGUCGCUAUAUACUAUCCUAUUAGCUCUGGUUUCUUGCUUGAUUGAGACAGCUGUCUUGAAGCUCUACUAGUAUGCGGAGAACUUGCCACUGGGAGCAGGCUUACUCUUUCUCUCUCUUUCUGUCUCUGCCCUUUUUGGAGACGGUCCUAGUACUGGAAGCGUUUGCGAUUGAUUGAUUUUUGUGUGGACGCUAAUACUCAAGUGUGUGCCUUCCGUCUCACACUGUCCCACUGUGUUGGCACAGCUCUAAUUUUAGCCUUGUUUACUUUUGCAUACAGGAUGAUAGGUUGAGUUGCUGAAAUUACACCCAACCAGUUGUUUAUUGAUUUAUGUCUUAUUCUGCAAUUGCAAGAGUCCAUAUUUCAUUUUCAAGGUGUAAACCAUGAGCUUGCCAACGACAGAAGAUACCACUGACCAUGCAGCUGCCAUUCCACCACCCGGUGUACAAACUAAAGAAUGGGUGAAGUUCGAGGAGGAAGCAACCCCUGGUGCUUCCUCUACCCCAAAGAAAGCUGAUCAUGGAGAAAACAAGCCAGAAACAAACAUUCCAGCUCUCAUCAAACCAGACUCUGUGACAGUAAAUGUCAGUAAAAUCAACAAAUCCUUGGAUCCAGGAGAGCGAGAGCACAAGAAGAAUGACAAUUACAGUGGAGCUGUUAUUGCAACCAAUUCUGUUCAAAUCAAUUUAGAUCGCUCUGGGAUGAAUCGUUCAGUGACAAAUGAAAUCCCAGAGCAUAACCUGCAGCCCUCUGCAGCAGGUGUUUUUAAUCCAAAAAGUGCCUCCUUGAAAACUAUAGAUUUGCGCGAUGCCUCCAAUGGCAGAAAUGUCAUAAGUACCCCUAUUGGUAAUAUUAGGCAAGGCUUUGCCAAUGGCGAUACUAUUGUUACUCUUUUACCGGUAAACACUAAGUGGCCUUGGAUAACUCCAGCUAGGUUUCGUCCAGAACUAGUACCUGAAGAAUUGAUGGCACAAGGUCUAACGCUGACAGUUGAAGAUUAUGUGCACAUAAUGGAGCUUCUUGUAAACGACGUUCGAUUCAACAUGUACAAUAUUUGUUACAAGAGGAUCCUUGUAGUAUGGAUAUUCACCGCAUUCGUGGUCUUAUUAGGAUUACUGUUCUCUGGAGUAACUGGACUUACAUUAUUUGGUCUAGGAGUCAUGUGGCUGGUCCUAAAUGCUGCUGCCAUAUUUUUAUGCAUGUUCAUAAAAAUCAAAUUAAAUCACAACCUUGAGAAGUGCAUGGCUCAAGUCAAUAAGCAUCUACUUCGGCAUAAAAUUAUUCUCGGCCUUGAUGACAGAGGAAAGAUAUCAUGUCACAAAGUCAAUUUAUGCUUCAUAUAUUUUGACACCACUGACUGCAUCAAAAAAUUACAAGAGGUAAUUGAGCGUGAGGAGCGGGAAGGAAGAGUAAUCAGUAACGACGAGAGCUCGAGAUCGCGACGUCAGCGUGAGCUGCAGCAGCGCAUGGACAUUGAUGACAGUGACAUCGUCAUUCAAGGCGCUACCACUACGCGAGUGUCGCGUAAACAGACCAAAAGCGAGCAAGUGUUCUGCCGCUACGCACAACGUUGGGCUAAGGACUACCUGCGCCGGCGUCUCGACUGGACGGUCGACGAGGAAGGUGGAAAUCCUUCUUCGCCCCGGCACUUGUCCUCCGGCCUCUGCCCUUGCCAGUAUAUUGAGGAAUGGUUGCGUAAUAAGACCCACGUCCAAGGCCGAGACUUCUGUCCCUCGUGGAGUAGUUUCCUCAGAGACAGGGGCAUUUAAGGCGUUUCGGAAUGACCGAUUGUCACAUCGACGACUGCGAGACGAUUCGUAUAUACAUAUAGGUAUAUGAGCGACGUUUGCGGAGAAACUGCCUUGUGCUGUAUUUACAUUGCUUUUACAUUGCUUAUUUGAUUUAUCGCGGUAGCACUUGACCGCUGCGCUAUUUAUAUAUCGCUAGAAAUUCCAGAUCUUAUGUAAUCGUAUAUGUAUUUUUAUAAGCAAUACAGUGCAGCUGUAAAUUCAAUUAAUCGAGAAAGCGAAAAACAUUGAUUUAUUGUAUCUUAUCACACGAGACAGCAUAAUACUUGACUUUUUCCGCAAACGCCGGCUCUUGGAUGAAUAAUACAAGAGCAAACAUGCUGUUUGACUGGAUGGAGAAAGCGCGAGAGAUCGAAGAGUAGGAUAGGAAAUGCCCUUUUUUCUUACGUGCAUAAAUGAAAGUAUAAAUACACAUAAUAUGUACUUAUAUGUACAUACAUAGUUUUUUCCAAUAUUCUUAUAGUUGGCUAGAAACACGGCUGCGCCCACUUUAAGAGUAAUUCAAUAACAUUUAAUGCUUUUAUUGCUCGGUAAUGCGAUACACGCGCUACGCAUUGUAAUUCAUGUACUUACAUUUCUUCUUUUUUUUCAAUGGGUUUCUUAUUGUACAGCGAGUAUAGGAUGCGGGUAACCUUGUGGAGAAUUUAUAAGACAGUCUUAUCUGCUAUAGCUAUCUCGAACGAGUCGUAAAAACAGGUACUACUAUAUAGGUGUAUAGGUGUACUUACGAUGAUUACUAAAACUUUGAUUUUUGGUUACGUUGUUCAAGACUCGCAAGAAUUUAACGAGCAUUCCAAUGUUUUUUCCUUUCAAUUUUAAAAAUCAACACGUCGAUCUUGUUUCUCCUCGUAACAUUGUGCAACUUUUCGCGCAGUUUUUCUAGUGCUGAUUAUUUUCAAUAUUUUUUCCACGAGCAAUUGUGCAAAUAUUUAGUUUCGGUGAGCGAAUCGAUGAUUCAUAAUAUUAAUAUCGAGGUGUGGGUUCUAGAGUGAUUACGCUAUUAAUCAAAACUUAUUUUACAAAAAUUACGCAUUUUCUUAAAGUAGUAUGAGUAGCUGUAAGGUUUUUAAAACAUUUUGAUUUUAUUUUUAUUUCCAUAUUGUUGUUUUGUUAUUGCAAAAUAAUGUACACUACGUAUUUAUAUGAGUAUUGUACUUAAAAAAGUACUACUAUAUAUAUUGUUAACAAAGAGAUAUUUUUGUAUAACAAAAAUUUUACAAUUUACACAAAUAAGGUAUACAUUUUUAAAUACUUGAACUAUUAACAAAUUAAGCUUGAAGGGGAUUAUCCUUCUCACAGCAAUUAGCUGUUGGUAUAUAGGAGCAAGGAGAAAUUCAUAAUCAUAAGCAAUCGAGGAAAGUGAUUCAAACGAAUGUACUUACUAUUUUUACAUUACGUAUAUGUAUAAGAAAAUGAAUUGAUGAAUUUCAGCGUACGAUAUUUCGUAUGAAGUAAUAUAAAUUUUUUAAACUUUUAGAUCCAAACGAUUUUUAACGAGUGAGAACUGUAACAUUCCGUCCAUUACUGCGUAGCAUUUUUGAAAUCAAAAUGAAAUUUUCAAAGAGCAUUAUAUUAUAAAUACUUGUUACACACGAAUUUUGUGCGAUGUAUAUGAAGGUCUCUUUGUCCAAAAGAGACUUUAAAUGUGUUGUUAUGGAAUAUCUUUAUUGUAAUUUUAAAUGACGUUGACGAGAAACUAUUUAGUAAAAGCUUAACGGUACGUUGAACUGUAUCGAGUGCUGCAUAUGUCGAGAAACGUGGACUUUCUCCGCUGACGAAGUCAGCAAGGAAAGUCGCGGAAAAAUUCCUGUAGUUUUAAAAUCUUUAACUAAUUAGGCUAGGAAAUCAAGAAAAUAAAGAGUUUCUAUUUCUCUACAA
Molecule: messenger RNA, 3741 nt
Organism: Nasonia vitripennis (jewel wasp)
Lineage: Eukaryota; Metazoa; Arthropoda; Insecta; Hymenoptera; Pteromalidae
Product: transmembrane protein 268
Exons: 5
Coding region: 439-1824 (461 amino acids)
Source: RefSeq, a predicted model, not a curated record